UCGAAACUGCAACGUUACAACAAUUCUUCGAAGACAUAUCUCUAAUGUUUACCCCAGAAGAGACGCAAAAUGUUGUGCAAUCUUUGAAAAAGAUCUAUGGGGGGAAAUUUAAUUCGUUGAACAAGCAAGAUCUGUUGAAAUGUUUACAACUUCUUGCAAAGCAAGAAUAUGUAUCAAACAACAAGCUGAAACUCGUAGAGGACUUCAUUGCUCCGAAAUCCAACCAAGAAGGGCGCAUUAAGGAGGCACUGAAAAGUUUCGAGGCCUCUCGUCUGGUGAAAUCUGACUCAGAAAAGGAAUUAAAAGGACGGAACGAUGAAAUUAAGCAUAUUAACAAAAAACUGGAAUCAAAAGAUACUGCAGUUGUGAACUUGUUUGGGUCGUCCGGGGUAGGAAAAACAGAACUUGCUAAAGAAGUUUGUUCAAAAUGGCCAGGGAUUUCUCGUAUUUUUGAUCUGAGGGAGGGAAAGGAUAUGAAAGCGAUCUAUUACAACAUGCUUCAUUCCCUUGACUUAGCUGUUCCAGCCGGUCGUGUAGAACGAUUGCAAGAGUAUGUCGUAGCAAAGGUUCAAAAGAAAGUGAAAGAGCUGAAAGAUGAGGAACAUGCUGUUCUUUUCAUGCUGGAUAAUGUGGACCAGUUUACCGCAGGGAAAAAAGAAGAGGGGGAAAAGUUAAAAGAAGCGCUCUUAAGCUUUUUAGAAGAGCUUUUAAAAAGUGAAGAAAAAAGAUCUCCUUUAAAACUGCUUCUUACUUCACGGACUAAGGUAGGAGAGCCUAAAAAGGUGGAUGAUUUUGAGGUUAAGUCCCUUGAGACAUCUUUUUCAGAGAAAAUCCUCAUCACUGAGGGAAUGAAGGAUGUCAAACCCCACCAGAAGGAUAAUUUAAUCAGAAUUUGCAAAGGAUUUCCUCUUAUUCUCAAAGGACUGGCUGCUAUUUUGAGACAGGAGCGGACAUCUGUUGACGAUCUCAUUGCAAGAGUUACUGCCUCCUCAAAGCAACCUGAAGGAGAGGGGGUGGCAAGAGAAAGCCUACUCACUUUUGAACAAGAAGGAGUGGACAUGGGUCAGCUGUCUGUGAUUCGAGAAAUGUUUGAUACACUUCCAACGGAGAGUUUAAAGGUAUCUGCAGUGGUGAUUUCCUUGUUUUGUGGACCUUUCUCUUUGAAAACAGCAGCCAAGGUUCUUGGUUUUGAUGAGGUGGAAGCCAUUGCUCUGUUAGAGGGACUUGUAGCCAGUCAAAUAACUUUUGUGGUCGAUGAAGAAGCAAAAGAGAGGAAGUAUGACAUUCACCCUCUCUUACAGAAGUAUGCUGACAGCAUCAAGAAUCAUGAAAACUUUGCUGCAUCCCACCUGGAGGGAAAAGAACGCUUCUAUGAACUCUUCAUGUCAAGAAUGAAGAAAAUCGCACAACUCAUAGAGCCAGAUUAUGUCAGAGCAUUCCAUUUGUUUGAAAGUGACAAAGCCAAUUACGAGUUCACUGUUGACAUCUCCUUGCAACCGGAAUAUUUCAAUGUUCCAGCUGAAUUCCAUGAAAAUGCCUUGAUUGCAUCUCUCUUCAUUGCAAUGCUGCACGAGAAACUAAUCCCAGUCUUUAGUUCUUGGGCUGCGAAAUGGCACAAUGAUGGAAAAUCAGCUUUGACUCUCUCUGAGCCUCUACUAAAGGAACAUACUGAUCUUGCAAGGUGCUACAAUGCUAUCGGAAACUGCCAUCUCAGUCUGAAACAGCCCAUAAAAGCGCUUGAGUUCUUUGAAAAAGCCUACAACAUGCAAGAGAAAUUAGCAGACUCUAAUAACCACUUUGACAUGCCAAUGUACAAGCAUCAGAUUGGAGCAGCGUAUGAUCAUGAUGGCCUGAAAGAUUAUGAAAAGGCGGUUGAAUGUUACAAAGAUGCACUGAGACUGCUGGAAGAUCUCAAUCUCCUAGGUUGUUUGGAUGAAGCACACUUCUGUAGAAAUCUUGCAAAUGUGCUUAUGUUCAAAAGAAAAUAUUCAGAAGCAGUCAAACCUGCGGAGAGGGCUCUCAAAAUAAGGAUGGAUAUUCUAAAAAAUCAUCCUCUGACAGUGCGUAGUAUUUUUCAGCGUGCAGUUCUUGAAGUUAAUCUUGAACACCCGGAUGAGGCGUUGAAGCUUUUCCUUGAAGCAUGGAAGAUGGAAAAGUCACUCGGAGCAGGAAACCACAGUGAAGUGUGGCGAAAGAUUAUUGAAGGUGUAAACGCUAUGAGUUAUCGCCUGAAAGACAAACGAGGAUGGGAAAGAUUUAGGAAAGAUGCCUUCAGGUUUUGUCAGCGAUUCUGGGGAGAACAGAAAGUAUCUGCAUUGUUCACCUUCAAUGAGUAUAACAAAGAAAUCAUUGAUGCGCUAAAGGAGUAUGCUAUUGAUAAGAAAGACAAACAUGCGGUGGGUAAGGAUCAACUUUGGUUCUACGAGGGAAUGUUCAGUGCAAACGAGAAAGAGUUUCAAGAGAAGUUUGAUUUGGAAACUGAUAAUGAUGCUCUCAUUGAUCUGCUGAAUGGACGAGAGAGGCUCUUGAAUGAGGUAAUAGGACUUUGUUCUGAACUUCACGAACGUGAGAAGCUUGCAAAACACCAAAAGGACAAGGUGGCUUUGUACAAAAUGUGUCUGGUCAAAAAAGGUUUCCGUGGUAAUGAGGGUGAUGGGUCAGAUAAAACUUCACUAAAAUCGAAAGUGGAACAACUCUACAAAGAGACAGGGCAAGAGCGAAUGAUAAUAGAAUUCCGUGAGACAUUGUUGGCUGUUUGGCAAAGGCGGUGGGAUGAAGGAAAAACCAAAGAAAUGACCAAGAUAAUCGGCGUUGAAAAGGAGAAGACAAUCGAUGGAAUUCUCCAGUUGAGCAAAGAGCUUAGAAAAGUAAAUUUAUACAAACAGUAUGGACAAGAAGCGUUGAGUUUUUAUGAUGAAUUAUGGGAAGUGGAGCAUGCUACAAUGAAGAAUCCUGAAAUGAAGAGGUUCCUUCUUAAAGUAAAGAAAUUGGCGUCGUCCAUCGGUGACUACAGGAGUGAAAAAAUUUAUGAAGAUGCAUUACAGGUAGGACUUAAGUCAUACCCUAAUCCACAAAGUGGAGCUUCAGGAACCGUGGCUAUAUCAAGUCAAGGUAUCCAAGAAGGUGGUGAGGAGCUGGUAGCAACUGGAACUUCAGGAAGAACAGUUCUGGGCUCACAGGGUACCCAACCAGAAAGCCAGGAGACAGUAGUAAGAACAGUUCCUAGUGAAAGUGAAGAAGCACCUGAAAGAGGAAUUGCACUGGAUUUCGAUGACAAUACCUUACAAGAUAUAGUGAGUAAAGAGAUAGCAGAUGGACACAGUGCACAGUUGGCUUAUGAAAGGGCUUUGAAAGAUGGAUAUGUAAAAGUUUACCGUGGCCGAAUCAUGCUGAUUGGUCAGGAUCGUGCUGGUAAAACCAGUCUGAAGAAGAGUCUUUUAGGCCUUCCAUUUGACCCUAAAGAACACAGUACUGAGGGGAUUGAAGUGGAUCCUUCAAAGUGUGAAAUUGAUGUUGAUCAAGUUAGAAAUUGGCAAUCCACCAACGAGAACAAACCAGGACUGUUAGAAUGUGCUAAAGAUGUCGCAGAGAUUGUUGCAGAGAAAUUGGUAGUGCUGAGAAGAAAUUUUGAAGAUAUUUCAGGAGAAGAAGAUUCAGAAGAUGGUUCAAUGGAAGAAUACUUUUCUGAUGUUGAGACAGACAGUGACACAAAUGGCCACUUAAAUAACUCAGAUAUUUCCUCACCGUCAAGGAAAUCAAAGGGAACCCUUUUGCUGAACAAAAGGGGUGAUCAUUUCCAGGAGUCCAAACAUGAAAACUUACCAAAUGAACCUGAGGUACAGAUUGAUGCUUCUUCGCCUCCAGAUGACAUCAUAAAACAUCUUAAUCAGUGGCUAGAGUAUGCCAGAGGUAGAGUUGAUAUCAACAAAGAAAUUGUCCUUAGUUUAGAACUAUGGGAUUUUGCAGGGCAGCAUAUGUAUUAUGCCAGUCACCCUAUCUUUCUAUCAUCUCGAGCAGUGUACAUAUUGGUACACAAUCUUAGUAAGCCGUUAGAUGCCCUAGCUGAGCCUUGCAUGAGACAAGGAACAAUUGAUGUCAAACUGGAAAACUCUAACAAUGAAACAAAUAUAGAGAACUUGUUGUCAUGGCUGGCCACGGUUCACAGUGUUGCCCAAGCACCACAAAAUGACGACAUAGAUGAUGAUUCACGACACAAACUGCCCUACCUCCACCCUCCAGUGCUCAUUGUUGGCACACAUGCCGACAAACCAGUUGAUGACAUUGCAGUGAUGAAAAAACAAAUCCAGGAGAGAAUUUGCGGGAAGGAAUAUGAGAAGCAUGUGGUGCGGCCUCUCUACUGCGUUGACAACACAAGACCAUCUUCAAGACAGCCAGAUAAUGAAAUUAAUGCUGAUAACAGCUGUGGAGAUGCAAUUGAAUCACUGCAAAACAGAAUCAUGGAAGUGUUAAGAGAGGAACCCUACAUGGAAGAGAAAGUUCCUAUUAGGUGGUUCCUGUUUGAAAAGGUGAUUGAAGCUUUGGUGGCCAAACAGAUUUACUACAGAAAUUUGCAACAACUCGAAGACUAUGCAAUGAAAGGGUGUUUCAUGGAAGAUUCAAAUGAAUUUGACUCCAUGAUCAGUUUCUACCUUGGCCUGGGGAUGAUAAUCAAGCACCGCAGUACAGUUGUACUGAAGGCUCAGUGGUUGAUUGAUCUAUUCAAGCAACUGAUAACCAUUCCACGUUAUGACGAUGUGGCUCCUAUUUAUUCUAAAUCCUGGCGGAAACUCGAGAGAGAGGGUAUUCUCAGCACAGAACUUGUGGAUCAUGUCUUCUCCAGGUUUAUUAAAGAAAGUUUUAUCAAAGAAGACAUCUUAAACAUGAUGGAGAAAUUUGGUUUGAUUUCAAAGUUCACCCUCAAUUCAACUGAUGUGAAAUACUUUGUACCAGCACAACUGAAGUCAUCACCUGAAGACCUCCUUAAAAUGAAACCAUCACCAACAGAUCCAUGUCCAUUGUAUAUCCACUUUGUGCAUGGCUUUGUUCCUCAUGGUCUCUUCUUGCAGCUUCUUUCGCGAGCCAUUCGUUGGUGUUCUGAGACAUGGCCCAUGCAGGGUCCAAAGCUGUACCAGAAUGGAGCUUGGUGCAUUAUUGGGAAACAAGCGCAUGACUUGAUUCUCGUUUGUAGGAUGAGUUUCAUCAAGAUCACUGUGAGACAGAGAGAGAAACAUUUUCAAAAGGCCUCAGUGGAAAAACAGCAAGAAGUGGCCACACUUGUGCGUGAGUUUGUGGAACAAACUUUACAGCAAUUGCCACAAGAGCUGCCAUACCUUAUUGGAAUGCAGUACGAGAUGUGUGUGGCAUGUCCCUAUUGUCAUCCAGAGUCAGAAGAGGAUAGCCAGGAGUGUGCAAUCCAUGGAAAAGUCUCCUGCACAGAUGAGGAUUGCUUUCACCUACUCAAGAUAGAAGAAGACCCAGCAUUGAUUUGUUUAAAGAAAGUUUGCUUUGAAGAACAUACUGUCCUUGGAAUGGAGAGGUGGUUUAUGGAGGGAGAAAGCCAGGUACAAUUUAACGUACAAAGUUGGUGAUAAUUAUCAUGGU
Molecule: messenger RNA, 5601 nt
Organism: Stylophora pistillata
Lineage: Eukaryota; Metazoa; Cnidaria; Anthozoa; Scleractinia; Pocilloporidae
Molecular function (GO): ATP binding; protein binding
Source: RefSeq, a predicted model, not a curated record